Molecule: messenger RNA, 822 nt
Organism: Amphimedon queenslandica
Lineage: Eukaryota; Metazoa; Porifera; Demospongiae; Haplosclerida; Niphatidae
Exons: 2
Coding region: 1-822 (273 amino acids)
Biological process (GO): DNA integration; DNA recombination
Molecular function (GO): DNA binding
Source: RefSeq, a predicted model, not a curated record
AUGGCUCACAACUGGCCACGUGAUAGGAAACAUCAAACUCCCAAUUGCCAAUUCCACUCCCAAUCUAAAGCUGCUGUGGAGGAAGCAGUUAAUGCUGUGUCAUGGAUAAACCAAUCGGUUGGCUCUCAGCCAGUUGCACUUGAGCCCUUCAUUAAGACAGUGCUUGCUGGCUUACAGAGAUUGUUAGCUAAACCAAGGAGGAAGAAGGAGCCUAUAAUGCUGGCUAUGUUAAAAGGCUUGGUCGACGCAGCUGGCUCUUCACCUAGCCUCUCGGAGGCACGGACAGUUGCUAUUGCUCUCGUAGCAUUCUCUGCUUUUUUGAAAGUUGAUGAAGUGGCCAGUCUAUGUUGUUGCGAUGUGCAGUUUUAUCCAGGUCAUAUGGUCAUAAAGAUUCUAUCGAGCAAGACAGAUCAGCUACACCAGGGUGAUGAGUUUGUCGUUCGCUCACGUUCUGCUACUUGUCCUGUCACACGACAUGAGCAGUAUUUCAGUCUAGCUGCUAUUAACCCAGACAAUACUGAGCAGUUGUUCCGUGGUAUUGUUCACACAAGAAACGGAGAGAAGCUGAGGGAAUUGGGAUCCCUCAGCUACACUAGGAUUCGAGAGCUACUCCAAGCCAAACUUCAGUCCCUUGGGUAUGACCCAGCUUUAUUCGGUACCCAUAGUUUUAGAGCGGGCGGACCAACUUUGGCUGCGAAUCAAGUAGUGCAAGACCAGAUGUUCAAGCGGCAUGGACAAUGGAGAUCAGAAACAGCAAAAGAUGGUUAUGUGAAGGACUCCAUGGAGGCAAGACUGGAAGUUUCAAAGAAGUUAGGGUUGUAA